AACCCCACAUUCCGUUUCUACUCAGUCAUUUCUAAUAUUGUACUAUACUAGUAGUCUAGUCUAGUAUCCCUGCUUCCACAUUCACCAAGUAAUAAAAAAGGUAGCAAUUAACGAGCGUCGUCGCUCGAAGAUGGGAGUGACGCUAACGAGCGCAAUCGUAUCCUCGGCGCGCAACGCCGUGACGCACCGGCGAAACUGUGAGCAGCUGGCGGAGCACGUGAGAGUGAUCGAGAAGUUACUUGAGAAGCUGAGAUCAACGGACCUGAUCAAGCUCCCCGCCGUAAAGGAGCCGUUGGAUGGGUUGGAGGAGGCCCUGAAGAAAGCGGUGGAGUUGGUGGACAGCUGUAGAGACAAGAGUUGUCUCUACAUGGUUGCCAUGGGGUGGACCGUAGUCUAUCAAUUCCGCCACAUCCAGGACGACAUUGAUCGAUAUCUUAGACUCGUCCCCUUGAUUUCUUUGGUCCAUGAGUUUCGAAUGCAGAAUCUGAAAGAAGGGUUAGAGGCAGUAGAGAAGGAUAGUAAAAACGAUUACACACUUGAGCAAGAAGACAUUGAAGCUCAUAAUGUGAUUCUUAAACCAGACAGAACAAAGAAAGAUGCAGACAUAUUAGAGAAAUCUCUGUCUCGUAAGUACCCGGACUUGGGUUUUGACCAGGCACUCCAACAUGAGAGGGAGAAGCUCAACGUUGAGUUGCUUCGAUCAAGAACACUAAACUAUCCAGACCAAUGCCGAGUGAUCGAACACCUUAUCGAUGUCACUGAGAAUGUGGUAAACGUAGUUCUUCCUGGAAAAAAUGUUGACAAAAUUGUUACCACUACUAAUUAUGAUGUUGCAUCAUCAGGGUACGUAAACAAUUUAAAAACUAGCUAUGAAGAAGUAGUUAGUAAGUCGGAAUGGCAAGCUGAUCUUUUUGGCUGCUGUAGUGAGCCUUGUCUUAGCUUGAAGACUUUUCUUUAUCCUUGCGGAACAUUUUCAUGGAUAGCAAAUAUAGUCUCCAAAGGAAAAAUAUCUCGUGAAAAAGCAAUAAACAAUCUAGUGAGAUACUCUAUAUUUGGUGGUUGUUGCUGUUACACUUUCUGUAUUAGAAGGAAUUUGAGGCAACUUUAUAAUAUAGAGGGUGGUUCUUGUGAUGACUUCUUAACCCACCUCAUGUGUUGCUGCUGUGCAAUGGUUCAAGAAAGGCGUGAGCUUGAACUUAGAAACUCCGAGGGUUGCCAAGGAAAAAAGAUGAUUCCCCCUCCAUGUCAAUACAUGAAGUCAUAAAUCAUUGUACACUUGGGUUUUCAAGUAAGAGAAAAACUCAUAAAAGACCCGGAAACAAAUGAACUAGUCUAGUUGUUUAUGUAUGAAAGGUCAAUAUGUAACACAUUAUUGAUAUAUAUAUAUAUAAAUGUUUCUCUUA
Humulus lupulus (European hop) is the source of this 1403-nucleotide messenger RNA. Its product is annotated as protein MID1-COMPLEMENTING ACTIVITY 1-like. NCBI's taxonomy places the organism in Eukaryota, Viridiplantae, Streptophyta, Magnoliopsida, Rosales, Cannabaceae. Bases 131 to 1264 code for a protein of 377 amino acids. The transcript is spliced from 7 exons. The record is from RefSeq and is a predicted model, not a curated record. Gene Ontology annotation, biological process: cell surface receptor signaling pathway.